Nothobranchius furzeri (turquoise killifish) is the source of this 6673-nucleotide messenger RNA. Lineage: Eukaryota; Metazoa; Chordata; Actinopteri; Cyprinodontiformes; Nothobranchiidae. The record is from RefSeq and is a predicted model, not a curated record.
GCUCUGCCAUACAUUUUAUUUAUGAGCGCUGUCUCUUUAAGAGAAUCAGGAAGUUGAGCGUUCAGGCCACACCGUGCAGCGAUCGCGCCAGUGUGAAGCAGCUUACAGAAAGCGAGGUGUUGUGUUAACAGCUGUGGGUUUUCAGUUCAGAAAGGGCAUUCCUUUUUCACACCUGCCAUAUAAAGUACAAGGUCCAAACCACCCAGGCGUCUGAGACUUCUUGUGUGGAGGUGUUUAACUAAACGGAUAGUGGAAGAGGUUUCCACGAGGCCGUAAAAGUGAAAAAGGAGGACUUAUCAACGAACUACUGACUCCCAGGCUGUGUGAAUGCUGUUUUCAGAACAGCACAUCAGACGCGGCGUUACCAAGUCAGCGUAAGGCACAGUAUACCAACACGAAACAUGGAUAAAUCGGAGUUUGAAGUUAGAUCUACUACAUCGCGGUCAAGCAGAGCUUCCGCUACAAGUGUAGCAUUAGCAGCGGCUCAAGCACGUGCUAAAGCAGAAGCUGCACAGGCCAGAGCUGCCUUUGCAAAAAAGGAAAUAGAAGUCAAAUUGGAAAAAGCCAGGCUAGAAGCAACACUGCAUGCACUACACAUAGAAGGUGAAGCUCAAGCUGCAGCUGCUGAAGCGGCAGUAAUGGAGGCUGCAGCUGCGAGUUUGGAAACUAUAGCGGAGCCCCCAAUUAAUCUGGGCCAAACACAACGUGCUUCUGAGCGUACGGCUGAAUAUGUUGCAAAGCACAGUAAUCCCUGUGAUGAAGAACCAAUUAAAAUGAAUGAGAAGGACAUUAAAAAAAAGGAAAACACGCACGAAAGGCAAACUGAUGGGUCAGAUAUGGAUCUAAAAGAAUACCUGCUCCAGCGGGCCCCAGAAAUCAUUGACUCUAAAUCAGAAUGGAAUGAACCUAAGAAGCAGGACAACCAGUCAUUCACACCAAAUGCUCAGGAAAAGAUGGCUCACAAUAAUCCCCACUAUAUGACGCCCUCUACUGGUCGCUCUCAGUAUUGGCCAACGGCUCAGCACUACAGCAGUGACACUAAUGAACUUGCUAAAUAUUUAGUAAAGAGCCAGUUGUUGGUGUCUGAGCUUGAUAAGUUUGACGACAAACCAGAAAAUUAUUUAUCCUGGAAAUCAUCAUUCAUUAGUGGCACAGAGCACCUCGAUCUAAAAGUUGGAGAAGAAAUUGACCUCCUGAUAAAAUCGCUGGGCCCAGAAUCCGCAAGACAUGCACGACGCAUUAAAGCAGUAAACAUAAGCAAGUCAGCCGUUGCCCUAAGGCUCAUUUGGGAACGGCUAGAAGAGACAUAUGGUUCACCAGAAGCCAUAGAGGGCGCUCUUUUUGCUAAGCUUGACCAGUUCCCCAAAAUUGGGCCAAGAGAUAAUAUUAAACUGAGGGAACUCAGCGAUCUAUUGUUGGAAAUAAAUUCAGCAAAGGAGGAAGGAUAUCUAAAUGGACUGUCUUAUCUUGACACAGCUCGAGGCAUUGGUCCAAUCGUGGAAAAGCUGCCGUAUGGACUACAAGACAGAUGGAUGAUGGAAGGUUCGCGUUACAAACAGGAAAAUGAAGUGGGAUUUCCUCCAUUUACAGUUUUUAUACAGUUUAUUCAAACACAAGCAAAGGCACGUAAUGACCCAAGCUUCAAUAUCCAGUCACUAUCCAUCGGCGGGAUGAAAAAAGACAGGCUUGUCGAGAACCAGAGUAAUAAUCGCCGAACAGUCUCAGUGCACAAAACAAACAUAACAUCUUCACCCGCGAGCGAACCAGACAAAUGGUGUCCCGUGCAUAACAAACCACACGCACUACUGCAAUGCAGAGGCUUUAAAGAGAAAACACUUGAUGAAAAAAGGAGACUAUUGAAACAACACAAUGUAUGCUACAAGUGCUGUGCAUCUAACAAACACGUGGCACGUAACUGUGAAGCGGCAGUUAAAUGUUCUGAGUGUCAAUCCGAUAAGCACCCCACUGUUAUGCACUCAGAUGCACCUUACCGGCCUACCCAGUCCGUAGCUCCGGCAGAUUAUGGCGGGGAGGAAGAAGAUGGGAAGGAGCAAAGAGUGGUUACAAGUUGCACUGAGGUAUGUGAGGAGGGUUUUACUGGGAAGUCAUGUUCCAAAAUAUGCCUAGUAAAUGUCUACCCAGCUAACGACCGCAGCAAGAGCAAAAGAUUGUACGCCAUGUUGGACGACCAGAGUAACUUAUCAUUAGCCCGCUCAGAGUUUUUUGACAUGUUCAAAGUUAACAGUUCUCCGAUACCAUACACCCUCCAAACCUGUGCUGGCGUGGGGCUCACAGCUGGUCGAAGGGCACUGGGUUAUGUCAUAGAGCCGGUAGAUGGUGCUCCUGCAAUACCACUGCCAAUGUUGAUUGAGUGCAACAUGAUACCAAACAAGAGAGAGGAGAUUCCCACCCCAGCAGCAGCGCAAGGUCAUCCUCACCUUGAACGCAUUGCACAUAAAAUACCGCCAAUAGACGACAAUGCUCAGAUACUGCUACUACUUGGAAGGGACAUUCUACAAGUCCAUAAAGUUCGCAGUCAAAUCAAUGGUCCACACAACGCACCGUACGCGCAGAGAUUGGAUCUAGGCUGGGUGAUAGUUGGAGAUGUGUGCUUGGGCAGCACUCAUAAGCCCUCAAGGGUAACCAGUCUUAAAACUCACGUUCUUGCAAAUGGGAGACCCACCCAUUUUACUCCUUGUGGAAACCACUUCAAUGUCAAGACAGAGUUGAGCCUUCCAGUUAGACCGCCAAUUCCAAGUAACACAAAUGUAAAACAAAGUGGGGCUGGUACAGGCUUGGAAGAUGAUGUUUUCUGCCAGACAAAAAAUGACAACAAGCUUGCACCCUCAAUGGAGGAUUUGUCGUUCCUCAAAAUCAUGGAUGAUGAGUUCAAACAAGACGAAAACAAGAGCUGGGUGGCCCCACUACCAUUCCGUCGGCCAAGAAAGAUACUGCCGAACAACCGACAGUAUGCCGUCAGUCGCCUCAAAUCGCUGCAACGCACGCUAAAAAAAAACCCUGAAAUGCAGUCCCACUUCAUAGACUUUAUGCAGAAGAUGCUGGACAAUGGACAUGCUGAGGUUGCACCUCCAGUACAGGAGAACAAAGAGUACUGGUAUCUACCAUUUUUUGGGGUCUACCAUCCGCAGAAACCAUCACAGAUAAGGGUGGUGUUCGACUCCAAUGCACGGUUUGAAGGCAUGUCGCUAAACGAUGUGUUGCUUUCGGGACCUAACCUGAACAACAGUCUGUUGGGUGUAUUAUUGAGAUUUAGAAAGCACCAAGUUGCAAUAACUGCAGACAUCCAGCAGAUGUUUUAUUGCUUUUUGGUACGCGAGGACUGUAGGGAUGUUUUAAGAUUUGUGUGGCACGAAGACAACAAUCCAAAGAAUCAAAUAGUGGACUUCCGAAUGCGCGUCCAUGUCUUCGGCAAUAGCCCCUCCCCUGCAGUAGCCACCUUUGGACUAAGGAGGGCAGCACAACAAGGUGAGGAAAAGUAUGGAGAGGAUGUGCGUCAGUUUGUGGAUAGAGACUUUUAUGUGGACGACGCCUUAAAGUCUGUUCCCACUGAAGAGGAUGCCAUUGAUCUAUUAAAAAGAACACAAGACAUGCUUGCCGAAUCAAACCUUAGGCUUCUCAAGAUGGCUUCCAACAAAGUUAAAGUGAUGGAUGCUUUUCCAGUAAAAGACCGAGCCAAAGAUCUCCAGGAUCUCGACCUGUCCGAGGACGACCUUCCCGAUCAACGGAGCCUUGGUGUUAAGUGGAAUAUUAUGUCAGAUGAAUUCACCUUUCAUAUUCCCCAAACAGAUAAACCGUACACACGCAGAGGGGUCCUGUCAACAGUAAAUGGUGUAUUUGACCCGCUUGGUUUCUUGUCCCCAGUUAUCAUCCAAGGACGUCUCCUCUUGAGGGAACUUUCACCAUACGCGACAGAAUGGGAUUCAGCCCUGCCUGAAAGCAUGAGAGGGAAAUGGACAGAAUGGCAGCAGUCCCUACAAUGCCUCAGUGAUCUACAGAUCCCACGUACGUACUCCAACAUCUCCCUCUCUCAAGCUAAAAUUGUUGAACUGUGCAUCUUUUCAGAUGCAUCACUGAAAGCAAUAUGUGCUGUUGCCUAUCUCAAAGUUACCGAUGCUGAUGAUGCCGUAGAAGUUGGCUUUGUUCUAGGAAAAGCUCGGCUCGCUCCCCAGCCGGAGCUUACAGUCCCCAGGCUUGAACUCUGCGCAGCAGUAAUGGCUGUGGAAAUGGCAGAAGUGAUAAGUGAGGAGAUUGACCAUCAGAUCGACAAAAUCAGCUUCUACACAGAUAGCAAAGUAGUUUUGGGUUAUAUCAGCAACCAGUCAAGACGCUUCUACGUGUAUGUAAGCAACCGUGUCAGACGCAUCAGAGAGUCAACAACACCAGAGCAAUGGCAUUUCGUUCCAACGGAUAAAAACCCUGCUGACCAUGGCUCACGGUCUGUUCCAGCCUCAGAGUUACAAAACACAACAUGGCUUACAGGGCCAGCCUUCCUGAAGUGCUCUUCAGACAUCCAGCCACAACCACAUAAGUAUGAGCUUAUGGAUCCAGAUGGUGAUGCAGAGGUACGUCCACAGGUAGAAACAUUCUACACAUGUAGCUCAAAAACUGUGCUGGACACAAAACGCUGGGAACGGUUUUCCUCAUGGAAAUCCUUGAUUAGAACUGUUGCAAACCUGAUUCACAUAGCGGACUGCUUCUCCCUCCAAAAAACAAAAAAAGACUGUACUGGAUGGCAUAUGUGCAGCACAGCCAUCACCUGCGAACUGAUGGGAAAAGCUGAAAACACAAUCAUCAAAAAUGUUCAGCAAGAAACAUACACAGAGGAAAUCAAGUGCAUUGGUACAAAACUAAAUCUUCCCAAACACAGCUCGCUCAUCAAACUAAACCCUUUCAUUGGGAAUGACGGGCUACUGAGAGUCGGAGGUCGCAUUGCACGCUCGGGGUUGGAGACAAAGGAAACUAACCCUAUCAUUCUACCAGGCACCCACCACAUAACCACCCUCCUUGUGAGACAUCAGCAUGAAAAGGUCAGCCACCAGGGGAGACAUUUCACCGAAGGGGCGGUCAGAGAAAGUGGCCUGUGGAUUGUAGGCGCAAAAAGGUGCAUCGCUAAAGUCAUAAACAAGUGUGUCACCUGCAAAAAACUAAGAGGAAGGUUUGAAGAGCAGUUAAUGAGCGACCUACCUUCAGAACGACUCCAGGUGGAGCCUCCCUUCUCUUAUGUGGGAAUGGAUGUUUUUGGCCCAUGGGAAGUAGUUACAAGACGUACUAGAGGGGGACAGGCCAACAGUAAACGAUGGGCAGUACUCUUUACAUGCUUGAGCACAAGAGCUGUCCAUAUUGAAGUUGUGGAAGAGAUGAGUUCAUCAAGUUUUAUCAAUGCACUGCGGCGCUUCUUUGCACUGAGAGGCCCUGCAAAACAGCUGCGUUCCGACUGCGGCACCAAUUUUACUGGUGCUCACAAAGAGAUCACAGCAUCAUCACCACUCAAGGAUGAGGUCCAACAUUAUUUAAAGGAGCAAAGGUGUAAAUGGGUAUUCAACCCACCCCAUUCAUCCCAUAUGGGGGGAGUAUGGGAACGCAUGAUCGGAAUAGCAAGGCGCAUUCUGGACAGCAUGUUGCUGCAAGCUGGUAGUGUCCAGCUCACCCAUGAAAUUCUCACUACCUUUCUAGCAGAAGUAACAGCCAUAAUGAACGCCCGCCCACUAGUACCAGUCUCAACUGACCCAGAGCAUCCACUUAUUUUGUGCCCUGCUAUGCUCCUCACACAAAAAACUCAUGCAGUUCCUCCAAUAUGCGACAACAUCAGCCAAAAGGAGAUGCUAAAGAGCCACUGGAAGCGCGUUCAGCUCCUGGCUGACAACUUCUGGAACAGGUGGCGGAAGGAGUAUCUCAGCAGCCUCCAAUCCCGUCAAAAAUGGCACCACAAAAGAACUGACAUCAAAGAAGGGGAUGUGGUUCUACUUAAGGAAAAACAAACAAGAAGAAACGAGUGGCCUAUGGGUGUCAUCGUCAAGACAGUUCCAAGUGAAGAUGGGAUAACAAGGAAAGCUGAGGUUAAAGUUGCUAACCAAGAGACUGUUAAGACCUAUUAUAGACCCAUAUCUGAAAUGGUCUUCCUGUUAUCAGGUGAUGUUUAAGUUUGUUUAUUAUGGUAUCUAUAGGAUACCAGACGGGGAGUGUUCUGGCUCUGCCAUACAUUUUAUUUAUGAGCGCUGUCUCUUUAAGAGAAUCAGGAAGUUGAGCGUUCAGGCCACACCGUGCAGCGAUCGCGCCAGUGUGAAGCAGCUUACAGAAAGCGAGGUGUUGUGUUAACAGCUGUGGGUUUUCAGUUCAGAAAGGGCAUUCCUUGUAAGUAUUACCAUAACAUAAUGUUUAUAUGAAUAAUUAGUUAUACAAAUGGCAAAGAGAGUUCAUCCAGGAUGUAAGGAAUUAUUUACAAGUAUUAUUUUAAGGGCAUCCUUAAAUUGUUUGUGGCUGCAAUGAAGCAUGGUUAUGAUUUAUUUCUGACUUUUGUGUGUUUUUUACUUAUUGAUGCAAAUGCAGUGUAUUUGUUGUUACAGUUUCACACCUGCCAUAUAAAGUACAAGGUCCAAACCACCCAGGCGUCUGAGACUUCUUGUGUGGAGGUGUUUAACUAAACGGAUAGUGG